Messenger RNA from Calypte anna (Anna's hummingbird), 2161 nucleotides. It is a transcript of the gene ALDH8A1, whose product is annotated as aldehyde dehydrogenase 8 family member A1. NCBI's taxonomy places the organism in Eukaryota, Metazoa, Chordata, Aves, Apodiformes, Trochilidae. The record is from RefSeq and is a predicted model, not a curated record. The transcript has 7 exons. Gene Ontology annotation, molecular function: retinal dehydrogenase (NAD+) activity. Gene Ontology annotation, biological process: retinoic acid metabolic process. Bases 75 to 1538 code for a protein of 487 amino acids.
AAUUACAGAUUUACUAAUCUGCAUUGAUACUUCAUAGGAAAACCCCAAACAACAGAUGAAGCAAGAGGCUAACAAUGGCUCACUCAAAGACUCUUUUAGUGCUAGAAAACUUUAUAGCUGGUAAAUUUGUUCCUUGUUCCUCCUACAUAGACUCCUAUAAUCCAUCUACUGGAGAUGUCUAUUGCAGGGUGCCAGACAGUGGCAAAGAAGAGGUGGAAGCUGCUGUCAAAGCUGCCAAAGCUGCCUUCCCAAUUUGGUCCUCAAAAAGCCCAUUGGAAAGAUCUCAGAUCCUGAACAAACUGGCAGACCUGGUUGAACAUGACCUGGAAGCAUUUGCACAAGCAGAGUCAAAGGAUCAGGGGAAAACUAUUACAUUUGCUAGAACAGUGGACAUCCCUCGGGCUGUGUACAACUUCCGAUUCUUUGCCUCUUCCAUCCUUCAUCACACGACGGAGUGCACUGAGGUGCCAACCAUGGGCUGUGUGCAUUACACCUCGAGGACACCCGUGGGAGUUGCAGGUUUAAUCAGUCCCUGGAAUUUGCCACUAUAUUUGUUAACCUGGAAGAUAGCUCCUGCCAUUGCAUGUGGAAAUACUGUGGUUGCCAAGCCAAGUGAGAUGACAUCAGUCACAGCUUGGAUGAUGUGCAAACUUUUGGAGAAAGCAGGAAUACCCCCUGGGGUGGUGAAUGUGGUGUUUGGAACAGGCUCCAAGGCGGGAGAAGCCCUCGUCUGCCAUGCCGACGUGCCCCUGAUCUCCUUCACUGGCAGCACCCUGACAGCCCAGCGCAUCACUGAGAAAAGUGCUCCUCACUGCAAAAAGCUUUCCCUGGAACUGGGUGGCAAAAACCCUGCCAUCAUCUUUGAUGAUGCUGACUUGACCCAGUGCAUCCCCACCACCCUCAGGUCCAGCUUUGCCAACCAGGGUGAGAUCUGCCUCUGCACCUCCAGGAUCUUUGUUCAGAGGGGCAUAUACAAUGAGUUUUUGAAGAGGUUUGUGGCAGAAGCUAAGAAGUGGAAGGUUGGGGACCCAUCAGAUCCUACAGUCAAUGUGGGAGCUCUAAUAAGUAAAGAGCAUCUAGAAAAGGUAAAGAACUAUGUGAAGGAAGCCCAAGCCGAAGGAGCCAGAGUCCUCUGUGGAGAGGGAGUGGAUUCCUUGGCUCUCCCAGCUGGCAACCAGAAAGGCUAUUUCAUGUUGCCCACAGUUAUUGCCGAAAUCAAGGAUGAAUCUUGUUGCAUGCAAGAAGAGAUCUUUGGUCCUGUGACAUGUGUGGUAGCAUUUGAUACAGAAGAAGAAGUGAUAGAAAGAGCCAAUGGUGUGAAAUAUGGCUUGGCAGCCACUGUGUGGUCCAGCAACGUGGGACGUGUUCAUCGAGUGGCACGAAGGCUACAGUGUGGGUUGGUGUGGAGCAACUGCUGGCUUGUUAGAGAUCUGAACCUACCAUUUGGUGGGAUGAAAGCCUCAGGCAUAGGAAGGGAGGGAGCAAAGGAUUCCUACGAGUUCUUCACUGAAGUAAAAACCAUCACAAUAAAGCACUGACAUAUGCAAUGGAACUAUUUUAGAGUAAGUUAAAUUACAUGAAUCUGUGUUCCCGUUGGCUUUCUGGAACAUAGGAUGCUGUUGUGGUUGUCUUUUUCUUGAAUUUUCAUCAAGUAAUAUCUAUAACAGUUGAAAACAGUCAUCCUAGAUGCUAAUGUUGAAUUCAGCCUUUCAUGUUAAGUGAUAAGAUCAGGGUGGACUCCACAAGUGGCCCAGCCCAAGCCAGAUGAUUUGCUUAUCUUAUGGAUCCUAAAGUGUUUUGAGUAUUCCUGCCUCAAAAAUCUCUACCUCUAAGGCAGAGUGGAGAAGGGACAGGAUAUGUCACUGUGCCUGUGCUUGGUGAAUUACCUUGAGGGACAAAAUGGCCAGCACAUCGUGAGGCUGAUACUGCAAUGGGAAUCAGCCCAUUUCCACUACAAGCAGAAUGUUCCACAUACUGAUCCAUACUGCACUUCACUGAUAUCAGGCAAGGACUAAUGCUACAGCACACUAAAUGCCUAUGGCAGUACUUUUAAUCUAUGGGGUCAUGAAAUUCUCAUGGUACACAGAGGCAAUAAGUGUUUUAAUUAUAACCUGUUUUGUGAUGUGUACGUGAAUCAUCUAAGACAUGUUCUCUGUUUUGA